CGUAAACAUGGGAGGAGAAUGGUGGCAGUAAAGGGAACCAGCAAAGCUUCUGAUAAUAAGAUCAGAUCUGACGGCAGAUUAGAUGAGGCGAGGAGUGUGUUUGAAAUUGCGCGCCCGUAGCCCAUGUGAAGUCCACAGAAAGGACAGACGGAGUCGCCGGAGCGGUGGCGGUGGUACGGACAAAAAUAAGAUGCCCUUCUGGCCUUCUCCCUCCCUCUCUCUCGGCGCCACUGCACAAAGUUAAUUUGCCGCUCCAAGAUUUUUCACCGCUCCGGUGACGGAGGGAGAGGGUAACGGGACCCACAUGGUUUGGGAGGAAAACGAUUAAAUUAGGUACGGUAAUUAAUUGAUAUCGAAAAUUAGGUCACAUUUAAUUGAUAAUAGUAGUUUUGUGUUUGAAUCUAAUACGGUAUACAUAUUUGUGCAAAUUUCAAUUUCAUAUAAGUUGAUUUUCUUAUGAGGGAGCAUGCUAGUAAAUGGUAUCAUAUAUAUUAUUGAAUAUCUUUCAACAACUCGAUUUGUUUGAUACUAAAUGUUUUUUUACAAAGAACAUUAUUAGAAAGCUAAAUCAUGAAUUAUUGAUUGGUGUAGGAUUUAUUAUUAAACCUCUAUCAACAACUCGAUUUACUAAUACAAACAGUUCUUGACAAAGAACACCAUUUGAAACAGUACGAGUGUACGACUAACUAAAUCAAUAAUUCUUUGGUACGCAGAAUGAUAUUCUUGAUAUUUUUUACUUGCAUUUUAGUUGACAACAAAUUUUCAAUUUAAUUAACAAAAGCUAUUUUAUCAUGUGUAUUUUUUUUCUAGGUGGACCCACCUUAAAAGAAAUUCUGGUUAUGCCACCGACUCGGGCUAUAAUUAAUUAAUAAUAAAAUACUGCUUUGCUAAAAUGCCACGUGAAUUUUCUGGCACAGGUACGUAGUACUUUUUCUGCGCAAAAAUAAUCGCCGAGUUUUAUGGGCUUUGGGAUCAUGUUUGAGAAAAGGCCUAACUUGGAUAGAAAAGACCGUAGCCCAGCCCACAAAGCAGCAGAACUUGCACUUGAAGGAUCAAAGGUUCACCAGAGUCCCACUAUCAAUCUAUCAUCAAUGAAUCAAAUUUUUGCACUACUUGUAAAAUGAGCUCCGUAGCAAUGCUGAUUGUUGUAAGUAUCACUCAUAUUCAUAUAAGACAUGAAAAAGAACAAUCAACUGGUCCACUACUCAAUUGCAAGAGCAGUGACAUUGAUCUUGCAUUUCAAAUUGUAAGAUGAAAUGACAUGGUUUUUGCAAUUGAAUAACCAAUUGCAUUAAUAUGGCACCCAUUGCAUAUUUGUAAAUUUGCCAUUUCUUAUAUGUAAGUUAAAAUCACCUACAAAUAUUAUUUUUUAUUUUCUUUGUUUUAUCACAAUUUAUACAUAAUAUUAAAUUACAUAUGCAAUUGAAAAUAGAUUGAAUUAGAAAUGGAAGUUUGGUACCGGUAUUUGGAUAUAUCGAACCGAAUUUAUAACUAUAUGAUAUUAUCGAAUACCGGUUUAUUUUUAGGGAUUUGGAUUGAGAUUCAUUGUAGAGUGCUUUCCGAUAUUCGAGAUUAUUGGAUUGGGAUCGACAUAUACUGAAAUACCGAUAAGCGACAAAAAAAUCGAAAAUUAAUGAAAUAUAGCACACAACCUUUGGUCAUUCUCAUUCCUCGCUCUUUCACAAUUCACAAGCCCCCAUUCAACCCCAUUUUGACUUUCUAGUUUAGCCACUCUCGUAUCUAACCUAAUUUCUUGUUAUUUUCAUAACACCAAAAAGCAAACACUAGUAUUAGCCGUCUCUCAAUCUCCAAUCUUUCGAAUUAAAGAUAACUUGAGAUGUCACCUCUCCUCGCUUCUUCUUAUCCAUGCUCUAACUCUAAUCAAACUCAAGACCUUUUCCCUAGUGUCGUUCCCCUAAAUUAGUCAACAAAAUCUAAUUUAUAUAUUUAAUUAUGCUCCAAUUUAUAGGCGCUUGACCUAUACUGUAAGAAUGAAGAUGUGGCACUGGCAGACAUAUAGAGGGUGUCGUGUACAAUGUUGAUGGUGAGUCUUAGUUUAUAUUAGGGUUAAUAGCAUUAUGUGCCCCUCUAUUACAGUAAAUUAACAAACAUACCCUUUUACUAAAUUUUUGUACAAACAUAUCCUUCUAAUAUUAAAACGUAACGAAUUUACCAUUCCAUCCAAUUAUCCAUUAAGUAGCCGUUAAAAGAGUUGUGAAAUGACUCAAUUGCCCCUCAUUUACUUCUAAGCACUCCUAAUUUCGGUUUUAAUUGUAUUAUUAUAUUUUAAAUCAAUUAAUUAAAUUAACAAAACCCCUAAACUAAUUCACACCCAGUCGACAAAAACCAUCCGUCUCCCUCCCCUGGCAAUUAGUCCCUGGCGCCGCCUGCUCCCGGCAGCUUCACGAUGUCCGUCGCCAACGACAUCAAAUCCUCCUAGUCCUUCCUGCCAAAUUCCAAACGCCGCCCUCGACGUCACGCCGCAACUCAUCUGGAAGAUCAACCUGGAGUGGUGCGAACGAUGACCCCUGCCCCUGCACCAUGGAACUUAAGCAAAUCGAAUGGAUCAGAUUCGCGACCGCCUGGCUCCGGAUGGAGGCGAACGACUUGACCUGGCUCGGGCUCUCUCCGCCAAGGUGAUGUUGUGGUCCUUGAGUAUUUCCUUAGUGAUUUUGGGAGAGAAGACAACGACGAUGAAGAUUUGGCCGAGCUUGAGCGGGAAGAGUGGGUCGUGCUUCCGUGCUAAUCGAUGGAGGGCAUGGUGGAGUUUGGAGGAGGAGAAGUUGAUGAGGUUGUGGAGGUUUCCAAAAAGGGGCAGAGCUGCCGGCCCUAUAGGGAGGUUCACGAGAAUGGAUGAUUUGCUGGUGGCGGUGGAUCUAUUUGCUGCCGCAAAGAUGCUUCAGUGAGGGUGCGGGGAAAUUUCAAAGACUCCAUAAGGGUUUGAUUUUUCAAUUAAUUAAUUUGUGGCAU
This is a messenger RNA of Linum trigynum, 2970 nucleotides long. The record is from the annotation of a GenBank genome assembly. NCBI's taxonomy places the organism in Eukaryota, Viridiplantae, Streptophyta, Magnoliopsida, Malpighiales, Linaceae.